CCGAGAUCUCGGAGAAUGCCGCCGUGUGUGUGUGUGUGCCGGAUGCAUCCAUUCGAACCGGCUACCAUCCCGCCUGGCUUGCGGCCCUGUCCAGCCCUCAUCGAUCUCACCAGCCAACGAUCUCGCCAACGAUCUCACCAGCAAUCUCACCAACGAUCUCACCAACGAUCCACCCCGUGCACUUGCCUGCUCCUGCAUCCUAUUCCUGCCCUCAGCCAAUCACCCCCAGCCGACACUGCUCCAGAGCCAUGGACCGCCCGCGUGUUUAUGUCGGCUGCCUGCUGCCCGUCGAGCGUUUCAGCUCGUCCGAGUCGAUCUGGCAAAAGGCCGAGAUUCUGUCGAUCCGGAAUGCGGAUGUGUCACUGGAGAACGCAGAGUUCUACGUGCAUUACGAGGGCUUCAACAAGCGUCUGGAUGAGUGGGUGCCCUUCAAGCGGCUCAAUCUCGACAAGGUCGAGUAUCCAAAGGUCGUAGCGCCGACUCCAAAGAAGAAGAGCAGCGGCGCCUCGCAGCACGGCUCGGUUUCGUCGACACCGGUCCCAGGCACCCCAAUGCACCAACCCGCAUCCAAGUCCAAGGGAAAGGGUCGGAAAGGGAAGGGUGCCAGCUCUACUCUUGUUCAGUCCUUCAGCGCUUCCAGCGUGGUUGACUCCCCAGCGUCGCUCGCCACGCCAUCCAGCGAUCUGAAGCGGAAGCGGUCGCAGAUGGAAUCUAGUUCGUCGUCGCUUCAAAACUCGCCCGGAGGCAACGACGACUUUGCCGUGGGCUCCAACGACGUGGAAAUGUCGGAUGCCCUCUCUCAGCAGGACGAUGAGAGGGCGGGCGACGACCCCGACGCCGACGCCGACUCGACUCAGGGCUUCUCCAAGGAACGAGAGAUCGAGAAGCUGCGGACGGGCGGCUCGAUGACCCAGUGCAUUACCGAGAUCUCGCGGGUUCGAAACAUCUCGUCCAUCAUCAUGGGCAAGCACGAGGUCGAAACAUGGUACUUUUCGCCAUAUCCCGAAGAGUUUUGCACUGGCGGAAAGAUAUACAUUUGCGAGUUCUGUCUCGAGCCCUAUGCGUCAGCAUAUGCCUUUGAGCGCCACCGGAAAAAGUGCACCCUCCAUCAUCCACCCGGCAAUGAAAUCUACCGCAAGGACCACAUUUCGUUCUUUGAGCUAGACGGGCGGCGCCAGCGCCACUACUGCCGAAAUCUGUGUCUGCUGUCGAAGCUGUUCCUGGACCACAAGACGCUCUACUACGACGUCGACCCGUUCCUCUACUAUAUCAUGACGGCGUGCGACGAUGUCGGCUUCCAUCUCCUCGGAUACUUUUCCAAGGAGAAGCAAAGCAGCGAGGACUACAAUGUCGCCUGUAUCCUGACGCUUCCACAACACCAGCGAAUGGGCUAUGGAAAGCUCCUCAUUGCGUUCUCGUACGAGCUGACAAAGAUCGAGAAGAAGACCGGAAGUCCCGAGAAGCCCCUCUCGGAUCUCGGACUGCUCUCUUACCGUGCCUUUUGGAGCGAGGUGAUUCUCGAGAAGCUGAUACAUUACCACGGCGAGAUCUCGAUCGAGCAGCUGCGCGACGAAACCUCCUUCACAAUCGACGAUAUCAUGCUGACGCUCCAGGCCCUGGAUCUGCUCAAGUUCUAUAAGAACAGCCCGGUUCUCUAUCUGAGCGACAAGAACAUUGAGCACCUCCAAAAGUCCAUCAAGAAGGCAAAGAUCAAGAUCGAUCCUUCCAAAAUCGAGUGGAAGCCGCCCGUUUUCCGCCCGAACCAGCUGCAAUUCCUGUGAGAAGCCUGGUCCGACAUGGACUUGACCCUCCACAGACUUGCCCCGCAUCCGCUCAACGAAGGGAUUGGAUUUUUCUGUUGACUCGGAUCGGUGUCUUGUCGCGGUGCCGGAGCCUGUCAGCGCUGCCGCGAUGAUUCCCUGGGUUGGGCAUCGCGGAUCUCCCAUG
This is a messenger RNA of Polychytrium aggregatum, 1947 nucleotides long. Its product is annotated as acyl-CoA N-acyltransferase. Gene Ontology annotation, molecular function: histone acetyltransferase activity. The transcript has 2 exons. Bases 249 to 1781 code for a protein of 510 amino acids. The record is from RefSeq and is a predicted model, not a curated record. Lineage: Eukaryota; Fungi; Chytridiomycota; Chytridiomycetes; Polychytriales. Gene Ontology annotation, biological process: regulation of DNA-templated transcription.